AUGCAAUGGUCAGGUGACAAAACUGCUUAUUCUACGCUGUUCAAGUCUCGUAUCAAGAGCUAUCUUGAUGCCCAGUACCAUUUACAUCCUUGCUCUUCUCAUAUAAUGAAGCCUAUAUUAGCCACCUCUGCUAAGCCAGAGGCUGUCAAUCUCACUUUGACAGAAGAUGGCGCUUUUUCGACCACACUUCUUGAUUUAUCUACUUCUGUUCUUUCUUCAAACAUUACUCAGAGGCCUACUUCACACGUUCUCAGCAGUUCUGACACUAUUCAUACCUCUACCAUCAUUCCUGCAUCCACCUCCAGCUCUCUUAGCCAUAAUAAUGCUCCUCUUGACGAAGCCCUCACAACUGCCAGAAAAAGUAAUUUCAUGCGCAGCUCCACAGACACUCUUCUAUUCCCUAGCGUUCAGAUGGGUGCCUUUCACAUCCAUCAAGAUCAUGUCAUCCUUAGUCGUGUAUUGGAUUUCGUGGCGAGCAAGUCCCAUAACGUCCUCUUUCCUCUGUGGAAAGACUUUAACUGGAGUCUCUCGGUUGCCUCAGGAUACUUUAACCUUUCUCGCGAUCUUGAGACGAGCCUUAUUAAUUUAGCAUCAGGAAGACAAACGAACAAUUUAAAAGCUAUUGCUGGGCGAUUAGCUUGUGUCGACCUAUUGUGUGCGUCUCCACAGGUUUUCCUUGCGUAG
This is a messenger RNA of Protopolystoma xenopodis, 684 nucleotides long. The record is from the annotation of a GenBank genome assembly. Lineage: Eukaryota; Metazoa; Platyhelminthes; Monogenea; Polystomatidea; Polystomatidae.